This is a messenger RNA of Cydia splendana, 6467 nucleotides long. It is a transcript of the gene Hip1, whose product is annotated as huntingtin-interacting protein 1. The transcript has 25 exons. Gene Ontology annotation, biological process: endocytosis; actin filament organization; clathrin coat assembly. Bases 410 to 4777 code for a protein of 1455 amino acids. Gene Ontology annotation, cellular component: actin cortical patch; clathrin-coated vesicle. Lineage: Eukaryota; Metazoa; Arthropoda; Insecta; Lepidoptera; Tortricidae. The record is from RefSeq and is a predicted model, not a curated record. Gene Ontology annotation, molecular function: actin filament binding; clathrin light chain binding; clathrin-cargo adaptor activity.
CGUGUGUAUAGUGCACAGACGGACGGUGCAUAAGGAAGUGUGUGAUGUGAUACUGACUUCGAAAUAACACGAAAAAAACAGUUUCUGAUUUAAAUAUAGAUAUAAACCUAGUGGUAAUAUAAUUUACGUAGUGUUUAUAAUAACGUAAUAAGUGUAAUUUGUGUCCAGGCAUAUGAAUAGUUUAUUACUCAGUCGUGUUUCCACGGCAUUUUGAAAAUACAAUUGUGUUUUUGGAUUUCCUGCCGCUAGUUCUUCGCAUGUAUCUGACCCAUGGCGUCCCUUUCGUUGCCCCGAGUCCUUCAGCUUAAGAAGAACAGUUUGGACGCUGAGCGUGAACACUUUGAGAAGUUUCAGCGCCACAUCCCGCACUUUAACUAAUGCAUGCCGACUGCCGAGCACUAAUAUAGCCAUGGCCAACCCGACUGACAAGCGCUUCCAUCAGCUGACGCUAGCAGUCCAAAAGGCGACCAACUCCGUGGAGACCCCCGUGAAAGAGAAACAUGUGCGCAGCGCCAUCAUCGGCACCUUUCAGGAGCAGAGCGCCAUCACCUAUUGGAUGGUGGCGAUCCGUCUCCCGCUCCAAGACAACAGGAUCGUGGCAUGGAAGUUCUGUCACGUGACACACAAACUGCUCAGGGAGGGGCAUCCGGCAUGCCUUGACGACUCGCAGAGGCACAUCGGCAUGAUACAGAACCUGGGGAAACUAUGGGUCCACUUACGCGAAGGCUACGGCCGCCUCGUGCACCUUUACUGCUCGCUGCUGGUCUGCAAGCUGAAGUUCCACGCGCGCAACCCUCGGUUCCCCGGCAACAUGCAGCUCACGGCCGACGAGCUGGACGCCAUCGCAGAGAACGACGUCAACAACUACUUCCAGUUAUGUGUCGAGUUGUUCGACUAUAUGGACGAUAUUUUGAAUCUACAAGCAGCAGUAUUCGACAGUCUCGGCAACGCUCGUGCGAACUCCAUGACGGCGAGCGGGCAGUGCCGGCUGGCCGCGCUCAUCCCGUGCGCCCAGGACUCCUCGCAGAUCUACGACUGCAACGUGCGCCUGCUGUUCCGGCUGCAUGCGUCGCUGCCGGCCGACACACUGGCCGGACACCGGGAGAGAUUCCGGCAGCAGUUCAAAAAGCUGAGCUCAUUCUACAAGCACGCGAGCAGCCUGCAGUAUUACCGCAAUCUGCUGACGCUACCCUUGCUGCCUUCUAACCCACCUAAUUUCCUUAUUCAGAGCGAUUUCGGAACGUACGUGACACCGGUGGUCUCAAUUCCGGAGCCGCCUCCUGACGAAGUGGACGCCGUGGGCUCGCUUAUCGACACCUCCGACACCUUCAGUUUGGCUACGACUCCGGACAAUAGUGAUGUGAUCGACACCCGGACCACUCCCUCACCGCAGCCCGACCCUGUGGUGGAGAGAGACAGGCUGAUCGAUCAUCUACAGAACGAGCUUAAGAGGAUGCGAUUAGAGGUUUCACAAAUGGUCCAAGACCGGAAUACAAUGAUGGCAUCCAUGCGUGAGCACUGUUCGAAACUAGAGUCGCAAAUACACACUACAAAGACUGAAUUGGAAGAAGAAAGGCAAAGGGCUGAAGUUUUAGCAGCAGAAACCCCAGAAAUCAAACAAAAACUAACACAGACUGAAGAGAAAGCGAAAAUACAAGACGAGAAAUUCCAGAAGUUAAAAGGAGCGUACACACAGCUACGAGAAGAACAUAUCACACUUAUCAGACAGAAAGCAGAAGUAGACAAGACAGCGGCCAGCUUAAGGGCAGCAGCGGCGCAGCACGAGAGCGCCAAGACCGCCUUGCAGCAGCAACUCAACGACAGAAUGAAAGAUGUAGAAUUACUACAACAAAGUGCAUCAUCGAGUGAGGAAAUCGAAGCUUACAAAUCGCAAAUAGCUAACCUCCGAACCGAACUAGAGCAGGCCAGAGAAAAGGAAGCAGAACUAGAAACCCUUAAAGCCUCCAUGGAAGCAUUAGACAUAGAGCAUAAAACGACAACCACAGUUCAGCAGGAAAAAUUAACAGCGCUAGAACACGAAUUAAAAGAAGUCAUGGAAAAUUUAGAAAAUGUAAAAAAAGAAAGUGAAGAGAAAGAGAUAGCGUUAGCAAAAGUAAAGGAAGAGUUGGUAGGGCUUAGGGAGAAGAGUGGGGAUGAGUAUAAAAAAGUGGUGGAAGAACGAGAAGCUGCGUUGAAGCAGGUUGCGGAGCUGACUCAGCAGCAUCAACAGGAGAAACAGGAGCAGGACGAUUUAGUUAGCAAUUUGAAAACAGACCUGGAACACGCCCAGCAAAAAAUACUAGAUACAGAAUCAAAUUAUAAAAGUUACAUCCUAAAGUUAAAUGAUGAAUUAGAUGCGAACAAUAAGGAACAUGAAAAUGUUAUUAAAAAACGUGAUGAAGAAUUAAGAGAAACGCUCGAGAAAUUAGUCAAACUAGAUCAAGAUAAAACCGACGCUGUGGAAGAACUGAAACAACAACUUGAAAGCGUAAUUACGGAGAAAGAUUCGAAAAUAAAUGAGAUACAGAAAGAGCUUGAGGAAAAACAAAGUAGCAUAGGAGAACAAAAUAGUGAAUGCAAUGCAAUGAAAGAUACUAUUUCUGAGCUGGGAACUAAGAUAGAGCACACAACUAAGGAGCUAGAAGAAGUACAAUCAAAAUUAGAUAAUGUUAUUUUAGACUUAGAAAAUGAAAGAACAGAAUAUGAAUCCAAAUUGAAAGAAAAACAAACACAGAUAGAGACAUUGAAUGAUGAAUACAAACAACUAGUACAGAGCACGGAAGAAAUUAUAACAGGUUUAAAAUCUCAGAUAGCCGAAAAAGAUAAACAAGUAAUAUUACUUGACAUUGAAGUGAAUAAUCUUAAAGAUAACGUUUCCAAGCUUGAAGAAGAAUUAAAUGAGACCCAAGCUGAAUUAGAGAUUGGUAAAAAUGAGUUACUACAUAUAAGAGAGGAACAUGACGCUUUUGUAGAACGGAACGAAAGUAACUUAACUUUAAAGAAUGAGGAGUUGAGGAGUCUUCACGAUGAAAUUAACAAACUUAAGAAAGAAUAUGAAAAAUUAACGACAGAAAAACAAAAACAAAGAGAUAAUUUCGAGUUAGAGAAACAGGAAUUCCUAAAUAAAAACGAAGAAUUAGAUCAGAAGCACUCUAAACUACGUAAUGAAUACGGAACGAUGCAAAACGAAAAGGAUGCAAUAAUUGGUAAGCUUAAUGAUGAAAUAGUCAAUCUGAAACUGCAAUGUAGCCACAUACAAGACAGUAAGGAUGGCGAAUUAAAAUGUUUACACGAAAAACUUCAAGAACACGAAACUGAUUUCGCAUCACAGAUUUCUGAGAAAGAUAACACAAUUCUAGAAGCGAACAGAAACGUUGAAGAAUUGAAGGCUCAGUUAGAGGAAUUGCAGACGCUUAGAGCAAAAGAGAACGAAGAUGCGGAUCUUUUGUUGUCUGAGAAAGAAGGCAAUGCUAAGUUGCUGGAAGUGAGGCUCGGCCACACGGAGCGGGAGAGACUGAGCGCGGAGUGUGAGUUGCAGGAUCUGCUGCAACACAACACGGUGUUGGAGGCUGAUCUGACCGCGGCGAGGAUACGGCUGCAGGAGGCGCAGGCGGAGAUUGAGAAACAACGGUUAAAGCUAGUGACGACAGCAAGCGCCGCGGCGUUGGAGGUUACCAGUGGAGCGCUCGAACGAGUGACUGCACAGGAUUCCAAUCGCGCCGCCGCUGUACUCGCCGCUGAGGCUCUGAAGGAACUGGCCAGCACCACAGAGAUCAAAGGUCACGAGGAAACUCUGGCGCGCUCGGCUAUCUUCGCUGCGCAUAAUGCAGCGCAGCUUUCAGCAUACGUAACAGAAGUGUCCAAUCUCUCUACCGACAUAGAGCUUACAGACAAACUAAACACCGAAUGCCGCCUAAUGCUAUCAGCGACGGCGGACUGCCUCACGCAUCUCUCCCGCGGCGAGUUGGAAGCGCCGUACGGUGAUGCACGUAGCCGCAUCAGCACUGUCGCCGCUGCUGCCGCCGCCGCCGACCGUACUAAUACUGGAGCUCGUAGCGUAGACGAUGAGCUGGCCGACAUGGACAAGGCCAUCGAACUGGCUGCGGGACAGAUCGAGGAGAUGUUAGCGGCUAGUCGCGCCGGCGACUCGGGCGUCAAGCUCGAAGUGAACGGCAAAAUCCUCGACGCGUGCACAACGCUCAUGGCCGCCGUCAAAGCUCUAGUCCAGGACGCCAGGAAACUGCAGGCCGAGCUCGGAGACCCUGGGACCAGGCUGAAGAUGUACCGGCGUAAUCCUCAGUGGUCAGAGGGGCUCAUAUCGGCCGCUAAGGCGGUUGUGUUCGCUGCUAAACUGUUGGUAACGUCAGCGGACGAGGCGGUGAACGCCUCGGGUCGCGUAGAAGGCGUAUCCGCGGCGGCGCACGAGGUGGCGGCCAGCACGGCGCAGCUCGUGGCGGCGUCGCGCGCGCGCGCCGCGCCGGGCUCGUCUGCGCUACAACGCCUCACGCAGGCCUCCCGGGCCGUGGCGGCCGCCACCGGGGCGGUGGUCGCGGCGGCGAGGGACACGUCUAGGAGACUCAACGAUCAAGAGGCCCUUGACACGUCAGCGUUAACGCUCACCGCAACGCGGAUCCUCGAGAUGGAGAGCAAAGUCCGCUCGCUGGAGCUGGAAAGCGCUCUAGAGGCAGAGCGGGCGAAGCUGUCCGCGCUCCGUACGAGGCACUACCAGCUCGCGCAGAUGCAGGAGAACGGCGGUAUUACAAAUGGAAAAGAGUGAAGAACAUUACGACGAAAUGCAACCCUCCGCCACCAUCGACGUAUUGCACGCAUUUACCAAUGACAACGUAUUUUUCAGUAUUUUCACUGCACUGUCGUCUAUUUAAUCGUUGCAUUUUUCUUCAAAGGCAUUUUAUUUUUGCUAUACAACGAAGCUUUUUCGUAUAUUUGUGAGUUUUGUGACAGAUGAGAGAAUCAUGUCUUCCCUGAGGAGGCUCAAUAGUUACUAUGAAAUAUCAUAUGAAUUGUGCUCUAGCCAGGUACAGUCAUAAACAUCAUAACUUCUUAAGGCCCAUCAGUGAGUGUAACCCUUUUGCUGCCAGGCUACCACUUUUUUUAUCAUCUUUUAUAUACAGACAUUGGUAUUAAAACGACUACGCUCAUUCCCUGAAUAAGUGAAUAUACUUUAUUAAAGUAUUAAAUGAACUAAAUAAAAAAUAAAUUUAUUUCAUAAUUAAAAUAACACAUAAACUAAAUUGUUUUGGAUAUGGAAGUUUUAACGCAUUUAUUGGCUAAGUAUGUGUACAACUGUAGCGCCCGCCUGGUGGAUGUUAGCGACAGUAAUUGAAAAAUAUCACAUUUUUGCCAUGGUGUGAUCUGUCGGUUGUUUUUCUUUUGUGUUUGCACCACACAUUCCGCAGUUGUACAAACAGGGACUCUCCUAACUGUACAUCGGUGGACCUUAUUACAAAAGGCAUAAGGUCCACCGAUGUACAGUUAACAGUGUGGACGAUGUACAUAGCCAAUAUUGCAAUUAUGAGCCUUAAAGGUCUUAUUAUUAAAAUGUCAAUUUAUUUACACGCAUUAGAGAUAACUAAAUUUAAUCAGUGUAUUGGUGAGGCUAGUGUAAAAUUUAGCUGAAUUGGAGUUGUUUCUAAAUGAAAUAAACAUCUCAAUUUUAGUGGUACAUAUAUCCAAAUAACUGCCUGUGCGAAUUCUGCGCAACAAAAGCAUUACCCAUAUCUUUUCUUUUUAUAAGACUGUGAGAGAGACGACAUUACGAUGCAUAUUGAUGUGAUGCUAGCCCGCCAGUACACUUAAUAACUAUUUCUAAUAAAAGGUAUGUGAACACAUAAUGUGUAGAUUGUACUAGUGUAUAGAUAAUCCAUGUCGCUAGAAACCCGUUAGGCUAACACGCCUUUAAACUGUUCACAGCGUAAUCGACCUACCGCCCAUUAACUUAGGUGUCAUUUUCGUAUGUCACUUAUAUAGAGUAAUUAAAGCUCUGCUCGCGAGCACUCUUUGGCUUGAAGCCUUUGAUAAAAAUGAUUGAUCGUUUACGGAUGGUUCGAAUUGUCUAGAACUCUAGAGUUAACAAAACAAUCCAUUCAAAUAUCAACCUUAUUGUCUAUGGAAAAAGAUUAAAUUGCAAAAACUAAUUGUAAAUUAUGUUCUUGUCAUUUUUUAUAUCUAUUGUAUAGAGGUAUAGUAUGAGACCUAUUUACGUUUAGGUUAGGAUCCACUGUUGUCGCUUAUGAAUACAUUAACCCCGUAGGUUAGUUUUAAGUAUUAAACGUAAAUCCACUCUCAAUUAAUGAAAUGGAAAUGACAGUAAAACAAUAAGAUCACUAAUCGGUAGCUGUAACUCGUAACUUUUAUAAGUCCUUUUGGAUGUCUAAAUCGGAUUAAAUCUAGUUCCUUUGUAUUAAAUAGCUUAUAUUUUGAUGUUUAAUAAUAAACUAUACACAAUA